AUGGAUGAUAUCAGAGCUAUGGAAGAUUCUUACGAUGACAAGGCCGGGAGUGCGGCAGAUUCAAGUGUUUUAAUUGACGUGAAACGGGUGCUUGGUGAAAAUGAGGUUGAGAAUAGUGAGGCACAUGAAAACGCAGAACCUGCCAACGGAACUUCAGAGUCGGAGCCUGUUGGAAUGGUGCACACCGAGAUUUUAGACCAAGAUAACCCGUUUUCGGUUCAACAGACGUCAAAGAUGCCUCAGAAUGGUACCAGUUUGAAAGACCCAAGAACUUUGUCCAACCCAAAUAAAGCAUUUCAAGACGAAGAGGACGUCGAACCAUUAGCUGUGCGGCGUGAAAGUCACAGUAGCAGCUCUGGAAGUAUUGAAAUGAGCCCCGAUACGUCGUGUCGCGAGUCCAGCAGACAGCAAUUGGGUGAUGAAGUGUACAUUUUGGAAGCCUCUAAGGCUUCCGAAGGUCAAGGUCGCACGUAUAUCGCGUACACUAUCAAGCAUGGAGAUGCUACUGUAAAGCGUCGUUACAGUGACUUUGAGAGCCUCCGAAAGAUCCUCAUAAAACUCUUUCCAAUGACUUUAAUUCCUCCUAUCCCCGAGAAACAGUCGAUUACUAGCUAUGGCAGAGCCAUGGCAGGUUCGAAAUCCAGUUACUUGCUGCCUUCCGAGGCUGCAGGAUCUGUUGAUUUGUCACUUUCAGUCAUCAAUGGGUCGGUGAAUACUAACGAUGAAAAACUCAUAAGACACCGCAUUAGAAUGCUUACAAGCUUUCUCAACCGACUUUUGAAAAAUGAAGAGAUCACGAAAACUUCGAUAAUAUCUGAUUUCUUGGACCCCAACAACGCUAAUUGGAAUGACGUUAUCACCAGUUCUGCUACUAUUUCUUCGCUGCCCAAAAGCGUUCUUCUUUGUAAUCCACUAGAUCCCACAAACACUACCAGGGCGCAUGCAUUCUUACCUAUCCCUUCAUCGUCGACACAACUACUUCUCAACAAAGAGAUUAUAGCCACCUCAGUGCAGGAUGAAACUGAAGACGGCUUUACAAAGAUAGAACAAGAGUAUCGCAAGUAUGAACAUAUUAUGGAAAAUGGGUUCUACAAAUACAACAAGCGCAUUACGAAAAAUCUGUACGCAAUUCGUCAAGAUAUGAAAGAGUUGAGCGAAGCAUUUGCUGGCUUUUCCAAUGAUCAAAAACGAGGAGCAGAAUUAGCGGAAGAUUUAUCACAUUUGAGUAACACAUUUGAUGAGAGUGCUUUGGAGCUGGAAUCUAUUGUGGGUAAGCUCUAUUAUAACAUCAAUGAGCCAUUAAGUGAAGCUGUGCACAUGGCAGGUGCUGCACAAGAAUUAUUGAAAUAUCGCAAACUCAAAUGCAUACAAAGAAGUAUAUUAGCUCGAACGCUGCUAUACAGAAAGGCGCAGUUAAAAAAGCUUCAAGAAAAGGAGACAGAAGCCAAAAAGAUCGAUAAAUUAGUUGAUCAACAAAUAGCACAAAGUGGUCACAUCAAUCUCAAGCAUCCGGAAGCAAGGUCGUACAGCGGUAAGUUCAUGAAUAAGAUCAACAAGCUGGCAACCAUUGUUAAGGAAUCCGUGAGUUAUCAGGACGCUGACCCCUCUGCCGCCAUUGAAAAUCUGGAAAAGGACAUAUCACAACUUACAGAGUCUCUAGAAGUCAGUGAGCGGGAUUUGAAAACAAUAUCAGCUACAAUCAAGGACUUUGAGCUUCCAAAGUUCUCCAAAAGCAGAAACAAUGAAGUUUCUGAUAUCUUGAAAAACUAUUCGCGGUAUCUGAAAUGCUAUGCUGAAAAGAAUCUGAAAAUUUGGCAAGAGGCUAAAGAGCAGCAAGGUGGUUAA
Lachancea nothofagi CBS 11611 is the source of this 1845-nucleotide messenger RNA. The record is from the annotation of a GenBank genome assembly. Lineage: Eukaryota; Fungi; Ascomycota; Saccharomycetes; Saccharomycetales; Saccharomycetaceae.